Molecule: messenger RNA, 1728 nt
Organism: Rhodotorula toruloides NP11
Lineage: Eukaryota; Fungi; Basidiomycota; Microbotryomycetes; Sporidiobolales; Sporidiobolaceae
Exons: 4
Coding region: 1-1728 (575 amino acids)
Source: RefSeq, a predicted model, not a curated record
AUGACCGCCCCACCGCACGCGGCGACCCACAAGCUCACGCAGACACACACCCAGCGCCCUCCCACGCCGCCCAGCUCAACCUCCGACUCGGGUUCCCCACCCCCUCCUCGCGACCGACGCAACCGCGACGCACGCGACUCGCACACCCCCAACUCGCGACCAGACGGACCAAUGGCCGACUUUGACCCGCUCGAGGGGUAUGCAGACGAGGAACACGGCCGAGAGGGACCUGCACGAGGCGACGGGCUGCGCAGGAGACGCUCGCGAGCAGGAGAGGGCUCGUACAACGAGGAAGGGCGGGGCUCGGGUCAGUCGCGCAGGGCGCGCAGGAACCGCCACUCGAUGCGCGGAGGGAAAGGCGUCGCACUCGAGCCACCGCGAGACCCGGACUUGUUCCUCUCGGACGACAACUUUCACGAGCACCUCGAGGCAGAGAAGACCUCCGGAUGGCACCACCUCCCGCUCAUCCUCGUCGCGCUUCCUCCGCUCGGUGCGAUCGUGCAUGGCAGGGCAGAGAACUGGUCCGACGCCAUCGUCCUCGCGCUCGUCGUCUUCUACCUCUACCAGCUCAUCAAGGUGCCGUGGGACCUCUACUACGCCUCCUACACGCGCACCGUCCUACCCUCCUCGCUCUCGCCCACACUCCCUCCCGAAGACCCCUCCGUGACCGCCCUCCGCGCCGCCUCCUCCCGCUCCCUCCGCCGCGCAGAACUCUUCUCCCUCCUUCUCACUUUCCUCGUCCCCGCCGUUGGCGCUUCGAUCCUCCAUUACGCGCGUGGACUGCUCAGCGAUCCGGAGAGAUACAUCAACCGCUUCUUGAUCGGGUUGUUUGUCGUCGGGAGUAGCGUCAAGCCUGUCGGACAUGCGGUCAAGCUCUUGAAGCACCACUCGCUCUACCACCAAACGCUCGUCCACUACCCCUCCGCCGAGAUCGCCCUCCUCUCCUCGCGCAUCGAACACCUCGAAUCGCGCCUGACCACUCUCCAAUCCUCGACCUCCUCUCAGCCUGCCCAGCCUUCGACCAGUCCAGAAGAAGUCAGCACCCUCUCCCGCGCGUUGAGGCGAACCCAGCUCUCGCUCCAGAACACCAAGCUCGAGUCGGAGGAGAAGACGCGCGAGGUCGUCGAAGCGGUCGGAGAAGUCGUUCGUGUUGUCGAGAAACAAGAAGAGGAACUCGAGCUCCUCCGCGCAUUGGUCGACCAGCUUUCGUCGACUCAGUCGGCUUCAGCCUCGUCGAGUUACGCAAGGCGCGGACUCGUCUCGGGCGUCUUGAGGGCCCUCCUGAUGCACUUUGCCUACCCGCCUCCCUCCUCGCACGGCGGACGGGACCACUCGCUCGUCACGCGCCUCGCACUCUUGCCUGUCUCGUUGCCCGCUACGAUCGCGAGCUGGACGCUCCAGACUGGCGCGAGGGGCGCGGUGGGCAUGCUUGGCUGGCGAGAGGACGAGUACGAGGGAGGCGGGGUGAAAGGAGGGAACGCGAGGAGGUUGGGCGGCGCGGGUGGGAAGAGCAGGGGCAGGGGGUUGCCUGCUCCGACGGUCUACGACGACGACGAUGAGGAGGAAGAGACGGAGGGUGAGAAGGCGGAGGCGGCGAGGUACGCCAGGAAGGACCGCGGGUGGGUCGAUGUCGCACCUCGUGCGGCUGCGGCUCGCCCGUCUGCGAUGACGGCGCGCAAGCUCCGUCCUGCGGGUGAUGCGGUCAGCGGUGGACGAAGGAACCGCUGA